Pyricularia oryzae 70-15 is the source of this 1790-nucleotide messenger RNA. RefSeq names its product glucose dehydrogenase short protein. The record is from RefSeq and is a predicted model, not a curated record. Gene Ontology annotation, molecular function: flavin adenine dinucleotide binding; oxidoreductase activity, acting on CH-OH group of donors. NCBI's taxonomy places the organism in Eukaryota, Fungi, Ascomycota, Sordariomycetes, Magnaporthales, Pyriculariaceae. Bases 1 to 1695 code for a protein of 564 amino acids. The transcript is spliced from 5 exons.
AUGGGUUCUCUAGACCAAGACCAAGUCUAUGACUUUAUCAUCUGCGGGCAAGUAUUGACCAAGCAGGGCAAGGCGGCACCUCGGGCUGUGUCAUUGCCGGUAGGCUUGCCGAGAGCCCAAAUAGCCCGCCAGCUCUUCGACCUGGAAACAGACUGGAACGUCACCAGCCAGCCCAACCCCGGGGCCGACGACCGCACCGUCAAGCUCACGCGCGGCAAGUUCCUGGGCGGCUGCUCCGGGUGCAACGCGACGCUCUGCAUCCGCGGGUCGCGGCAGGACUUUGACGACUGGGGCGUCGAGGGCUGGAGCGGCGACGAGGUGUUUGCCUACAUGCGCAAGGCGGAACGCUUCCACGGCCGGGACUGGUUCCGGGCCUGCGAGGCCGAGCACGGCACCGACGGCCUGCUCGACGUGGAGCCCUACGACCUGGCGCCCAUCUCGGACCUGCUGCUCGAGUCCUUUGUCGACAAGGGCCUGCCGCUGGACCACGACUUGUUUACCCACGGCCGCAACCCCCACGGCUGCGGCCACGCGCCCAGGAGCGUGCACAAUGGUGUGCGCUCCACCGCUGCGAGGUUUGUCGCCGACAAGGCGCGCGCGAGGAGCGGCGUCGACAUCAUGACCGAGACUCUUGUCGACAAGGUUGUUGUCGAGAGGGUGGGUGGGGAGCUCAGGGCGACGGGGGUGCGGUUGGUCAAGGCAGACGGGUCUGUGGUGCAUGUCAAAGCCGGCAAGGAGGUUAUCGUCAGUGGGGGUUCGUACUGCAGUCCCAACAUACUGAACCGUUCUGGGAUCGGCGCAAAGGACGAGCUGGACAAGUUUGGCAUCGAGACGCUGGUGGACCUUGCAGGGGUUGGCAAGAACUUGAUGGACCAUCUGAUCGCUUUCAUCGUCUACGAAACCGAGCACCAAGGCCUGACCGUCGACAAGGACCUCUUCCACGACGACGGCCUCGCCAGGUCCUACGCGCUGUGGAAGGACCACAAGGCCGGCGUGCUCGCGGGCUUCCCCUUUGGCUGCGUGGCCUUUGCGCGCCUCGACUCGCGCCUCUCCGACUCUGCGGUAUGGAACGCCGCGCCGCGCCAGCCCGGCCGCGACCCCAUGGGCCUGACGCCGCGCCAGCCCAACGUCGAGCUCAUGACCAUCCAGUGCUACGGCGGGCCCAAGAGCUUCACCGACUUUCCCGUCGGCGGCAGCCACACCUUUUGCCUCGUGCCCGAGCUGUUUUCGCCCCGGUCGCGCGGCUCCGUGGCGCUGCGCAGCGCGGACCCCCGCGACGUCCCGCUCGUCGAUACCAACUACCUGGCUGAUCCGCUCGACGUCGAGGUCAUGGCCGAGGCGUGCAGGUUCGCCAACGAGAUCGUCGUCGACGGCAAGGGGACCAGGGACGUCGUCAAGGGGUCGUGGCCCCGGGAGCUGAUCCAUCACAGGUACACGACCAGAGAGGACUGGAUUCCGUUUGUCAAGAAGAAUGCGACAACCUGCUACCACCCAGCCGGCACCUGUGCCAUGGGCAAGACAGACGACCCCAAGACUGUCGUCGACGCCAAGCUCAGGGUCAAGGGCGUCAAUGGUCUGCGCGUGGCCGACUGCAGCAUCAUGCCCACCCUCAACGGAGGACACACCCAGAUGCCGGCCUACGCCAUUGGUGAAAAGGCGGCCGACCUCAUCAAGGAGGCAUGGGGUCUCAAGUAGGGAUCGACUUGGGGAGUAAGCUGUCUAGACAAGCAGUAGCGUUAAUCUGUUUCAUCUCAUUCGCAUGACGCACAUCAUUUGUUGCCCGUAUUCGA